Messenger RNA from Rhizopus microsporus ATCC 52813, 1545 nucleotides. RefSeq lists its product as uncharacterized. Bases 1 to 1512 code for a protein of 503 amino acids. NCBI's taxonomy places the organism in Eukaryota, Fungi, Mucoromycota, Mucoromycetes, Mucorales, Rhizopodaceae. The transcript has a single exon. The record is from RefSeq and is a predicted model, not a curated record.
AUGGACAAGUCUACUAUACUAACACUUGGAGAGUGCAUCAAGGAAAUGGAUCUUAGAGUGAGACGGGGUAUGUCGUUUGAAGAAUUUGAACAACUAGUCACUUAUUGUCCUAAUGUUGAAUCGAUCCAUGUUAGUACUUGGCUAUAUCGAAACUGCAUAUCAACGUACUUACUUGAAAUUGAUGAUGAUAUCAAAUGGAGCCUUCGUCACAUCAUUGCUAAUGAUCCCAAUAAUCCUUAUCUUGAAUUAUACUUGAAGUAUAAAGAUUCUAUAGUCUCCAUGAAUGCUCCAUCAGACGUAAAAGACUUGCAAUUCUUGGCGUCGUUUCCAUUACUCCAAACCUUUAGACUUCCUCGAUAUCGGAUCAUCAAAUCUAUGCAGGAAUUUAUGUUCAUAUUUGAUACAUGUCCCAAGUUAACCUAUGUGCGUAUACAAGCUAUUACAGAAGACGCUUCCUGUCUGAUAACAAAUCAAGGUAUCUAUCCUUCCUUAACCGCCUUAAAAACGAAGAUCACGUUCUCGAGUAUGACAAGAUCGAUGACCGACUAUAUUUCAACUCGAUUUAUAAACCUUUCAUCGGUUACUCUUGAUAUAAACCAAACGGACUCUCCAUCGUUUGAAGAAAACUACAUUCGCCUAGUGAAUGCUCUUAUGACACCAUAUAAGCGUCGGCUUUCUUUUACAUUGGCUCUAACAGACUGUCAUAGGCCAGACGAUGAGAACGCUCAAAUAAAGUUCACUCGUAUGCUUGCUAAGUGCGCGAUUGAAGCAUUCAAACUAAAGCCAAGAGCGUUUAACUUAAUUGAAGUCACUAAAGUAGAGCGUGAACCAGGUAUACGUAUUUGUGUGGACAAAGAGUUACACUGUAUGCUUUUUACUUGGGCACCAUUUUCUUGUUUGAUCAAGCAAGAUGCUCUGUCUGGAGGAGCCAUCUCUCGUCAUCUCCAUAAACUGAAAAUAGAGAGCUCACGGUUUACCAUGGAUCUGUCCAGGGAUGAUUGUCUGUCUAUCGGAGCGUGCAUCCAGAUUCAGGAGUUAGCUUUUCGUCGCGUUGUGUUUCGGUCUGCUCAAAACUGGCAUCACAAUUCGCUCCAGACCCUAUCGCGUUCCGUUGUUUUCGUUGACAGCAGCUUUUUUCCAACAUUAGGACGCGUUUUCCCUAAACUAAAAAUACUCAAAUUAGGUAUGGGUUCUAUUAAGGCCGAUGGUAAUGAGGGAGUUAUUGACAUGCAAGGUCUGAAGUUGCAAAGACUCAACUUGGCUAUACGACCUAGAGGUUACUCAGGAACAAUAUGGUUGGUAGUCGUGAAGACUCAUAAAGAAUAUGUAUACAUCAAAAUACACAAAUGCAGGAAGUUUAAAGUGCUCACUUAUGAAAAAGCUAUGGAACAAGAAAGACGUACACAAUUUAAUGAGCGUUACCAUAUCUAUUGUUAUGAUAUUAAAGAGCUCGCUCUCCAUGAUAAGAAAAUAACACUUCAUCCUAACAGUACUAGCUCCGAUGCUGCGUAAAUGAUGCUUUUAAUGAUGAAAGCCACACCACCC